AUGGGGAGCCCACCUGGAAUCACCUCAUUUUCUCUAUUAGCUCUGACAGAAAGAGUCCUGAUGGAAACUAACUGUCAACCUGGAUACAUUCCAGAUAGAAGAGGAUGUAUAGAUUAUGAUGAGUGUGAAUAUGAAGAGCCAAUCUGUGGAGAUAAUGCAGACUGCUACAACACUUUAGGUAGCUACUACUGUCAGUGUCAAAAAGGAUUUACACCACCUGGAAACUUUACAGAGGACACUCCAACAAAAUGCGAAGACUCACUGUUACUCAUUUCAGACAUCAAUGAAUGUAUGGAGUACAGCAUUGAUUGUGGUCCUAAUGCAUCCUGUCACAAUACUGGAGGAAAUUAUACAUGCACAUGUAAUGAUGGCUACAUUGCCAACAAUAAUGCAGAGACAUUUAUGGACAGACAAGGAGUUCAGUGUAUUGACAGAAAUGAGUGUGAAGAAGAUUCUGGUUUAUGUGGUAUAAAUGCGAGAUGUCAUAACACCCCGGGCAGUUACUACUGCACAUGUGCUCCAGGCUUCAGACUGAGAUCAGGACAAACUAACUUCACUGAUCCCAGUACAGACAGCUGUGAAACUGAUAUAUGUUACAAUAAUUCAUCUAUCUGUGGAGAAGGACUCUGCAAAAACGGCAAAGAUGGCCAUGAAUGUGUAUGCAAGCCAGGAUUCACCAACUUUGGACACAAACAAAUGAAAUGCACAGUUGACAUAUGUUACACUGAUAAAUCUAUCUGUGGAGAAGGAUCCUGCAAAAACCGCAAAGAUGGCCAUGAAUGUGAAUGCAAGCCAGGAUUCACCAACUAUGGACACAAACAAAUGAAAUGCACAGACAGAAAUGAGUGUGAAGAUUAUUCUGGUUUAUGUGGUAUAAAUGCGAGAUGUCAUAACACCCCGGGCAGUUACUACUGCACAUGUGCUCCAGGCUUCAGACUGAGAUCAGGACAAACUAACUUCACUGAUCCCAGUACAGACAGCUGUGAAACUAACAUAUGUUACACUGAUAAAUCUAUCUGUGGAGAAGGAUCCUGCAAAAAUAGCAAAGAUGGCCAUGAAUGUGUAUGCAAGCCAGGAUUCACCAACAAUGGAAACAAACAAAUGAAAUGCACAGACAUAAAUGAGUGUGAAGAUUAUUCUGGUUUAUGUGGUAUAAAUGCGAGAUGUCAUAACACCCCGGGCAGUUACUACUGCACAUGUGCUCCAGGCUUCAGACUGAGAUCAGGACAAACUAACUUCACUGAUCCCAGAACAGACAGCUGUGAAACUGACAUAUGUUACACUGAUAAAUCUAUCUGUGGAGAAGGAUCCUGUAAAAACAGCAAAGAUGGCCAUGAAUGUGAAUGCAAGCCAGGAUUCACCAACUAUGGACACAAACAAAUGAAAUGCACAGACAGAAAUGAGUGUGAAGAUUAUUCUGGUUUAUGUGGUAUAAAUGCGAGAUGUCAUAACACCCCGGGCAGUUACUACUGCACAUGUGCUCCAGGCUUCAGACUGAGAUCAGGACAAACUAACUUCACUGAUCCCAGUACAGACAGCUGUGAAACUGACAUAUGUUACACUGAUAAAUCUAUCUGUGGAGAAGGAUCCUGUAAAAACAGCAAAGAUGGUCAUGAAUGUGAAUGCAAGCCAGGAUUCACCAACUAUGGACACAAACAAAUGAAAUGCACAGACAGAAAUGAGUGUGAAGUUUCUGAUUUAUGUGGUAUGAAUGCGAGAUGUCAUAACAUCCCGGGCAGUUACUACUGCACAUGUGCUCCAGGCUUCAGACUGAGAUCAGGACAAACUAACUUCAUUGAUCCCAGUACAGACAGCUGUGAAACUGACAAAUGUUACAAUAGUAAAUCAAUCUGUGGUGAAGGACUCUGCAAAAACAGCAAAGAUGGCCAUGAAUGUGUAUGCAAGCCAGGAUUCACCAACCAUGGACACAAACAAAUGAAAUGCACAGACAGAAAUGAGUGUGAAGAUUAUUCUGGUUUAUGUGGUAUAAAUGCGACAUGUAAUAACACCCCGGGCAGUUACUACUGCACAUGUGCUCCAGGCUUCAGACUGAGAUCAGGACAAACUAACUUCACUGAUCCCAGAACAGACAGCUGUGAAACUAACAUAUGUAACACUGAUAAAUCUAUCUGUGGAGAAGGAUCCUGUAAAAAUGGCAAAGAUGGCCAUGAAUGUAUAUGCAAGCCAGGAUUCACCAACCAUGGACACAAACAAAUGAAAUGCACAGACAGAAAUGAGUGUAAAGUAGAUUCUGGUUUAUGUGGUAUAAAUGCGAGAUGUCAUAACACCCCGGGCAGUUACUACUGCACAUGUGCUCCAGGCUUCAGACUGAGAUCAGGACAAACUAACUUCACUGAUCCCAGUACAGACAGCUGUGAAAGUAUAUGUAACAUUGAUACAUCUAUCUGUGGAGAAGGAUCCUGCAAAAACGGCAAAGAUGGCCAUGAAUGUGAAUGCAAGUCAGGAUUCACCAACCAUGGACAAAAACAAAUGAAAUGCACAGUUGACAUAUGUUACAAUAAUACAUCUAUCUGUGGAGAAGGACUCUGCAAAAACAGCAAAGAUGGUCAUGAAUGUGAAUGCAAGCCAGGAUUCACCAACUAUGGACACAAACAAAUGAAAUGCACAGUUGACAUAUGUUACAAUAAUACAUCUAUCUGUGGAGAAGGAUCCUGCAAAAACAGCAAAGAUGGUCAUGAAUGUGUAUGCAAGCCAGGAUUCACCAACUAUGGACGCAAACAAAUGAAAUGCACAGGUUAUUAUCUUCUUAAUAUCACUCUGUUUGGUUAUUUUGUAUCUAUUUGUUUUAAUUGUUGUUGUGAUUUCUUUGAAGUUGACAUAUGUUACAAUAAUACAUCUAUCUGUGGAGAAGGACUCUGCAAAAACAGCAAAGAUGGCCAUGAAUGUGAAUGCAAGCCAGGAUUUACCAACUAUGAACACAAACAAAUGAAAUGCACAGUUGACAUAUGUUACAAUAAUACAUCUAUCUGUGGAGAAGGACUCUGCAAAAACAGCAAAGAUGGUCAUGAAUGUGAAUGCAAGCCAGGAUUCACCAACUAUGGACACAAACAAAUGAAAUGCACAGAACUAAAGUGUGAUACAUGUAAAAAUGAUUUUUCAAAGCAUCCAGAACUAACAAAUAUCACCUCUUUGAUGACCAACACCUAUUUGUCACUGAGUGAAAAGAAAAAAUUUGAUGCAGAGAGAUUUUUAAAGGAUUUUCUGGAUGCUUUAGAUGAUCUGCUUUCAAAGGAAAUAAAAGAUGCUGAGAUAAUGACACAGAUCUUUGAUAUAGUGGAGUCAAUGCUAAAACUGAUAGGACCUCUGCUAAACAACAACCAGACCAAGAUGUCAGCCAAAGAAACUGAGGUAGAGCUGUUGGUAAAGAGGGGCAGUUCUUCACCUGACGGUCCUCUUAUGAUGUCCACCAACAGCACACAGUUUACCUCCAACUGGAAAACAGCAACAGGAAAUACAUACUUGGGUUUUACAACUGCAGCUCUCCUCGGCUACAAAAGUCUUGAAGGAUCACUCAACAGCUAUUUUGGCAAUUUAAUGAAACAAGAAAACAUGAAAUACGAGAUCAAUUCAAAGGUAGUAACUGUGGUUGUUAGCAACGCAGAGACAAAGCAUCUACAGGAACCAGUAAAUCUCACGUUCUCUCACUUGAAGCAAAUGAAUGAGAAUCUCACCUGUGUUUUUUGGGAUCAUGAAUUGGGACAUCGCGGGUGGUCCACACGUAACUGCACUAAAGUGAGGUCUGAUGCUAACGAAACGGUCUGCUCCUGUACACAUCUCAGCAGCUUCGCUGUACUGAUGGCUCUCUAUGACAUUGGGGAUGUAUAUGAACUGCGUGUGAUCACAUGUGUGGGACUGUCAAUCUCUCUCAUCUGCCUCCUCAUCUGCAUUGCCACGUUUUACCUGGUGCGCUCGAUCCAGUGCACACGCAACACCAUUCACCUCCACCUCUGCAUCACGCUCUUCAUUGCAUACUUCAUCUUCCUCGUGGGUAUCACCCGUACAGAGAAUAAGGUGGGUUGCGCUAUCGUUGCAGGAAUGCUGCACUAUUUCUUUCUGUCUGCGUUCUGUUGGAUGUGCCUCGAGGGGGUGCAGCUUUUCCGUAUGGUGGUGCUGGUGUUCAACACGACUGUCAGACACAUCUAUCUGGUUGCUGCCGGGUAUGGGGUUCCCGCUGUUAUAGUCGCCAUUUCAGCAGCAGUCAAUGCAGAUGGAUACGGCACUGAAAAACACUGUUGGCUCAACUUGGAAGGUGGCUUCAUCUGGAGCUUUUAUGGGCCAGUUUGUGUCAUUAUUAUUGUUAAUGUUUUCUUCUUCCUCAUAACGAUAUGGAAAUUGGCAGAUAAAUUUUCCUCCCUAAACCCAGACCUAAACAAUUUGCGCAAAAUCAGGGCAUUUACAAUCACUGCGAUUGCUCAACUGUGUGUUCUUGGGAUCAUGUGGGUCUUUGGCUGUUUUCAGUUUGACAGCGGCACGCUGGCCAUAUCAUACAUCUUCACUAUACUGGGCAGCCUGCAGGGGGUGAUGAUGUUCGUCAUACAUUGCUGCCUCUCAAAACAAGUGAGAGACGAGUAUGUAAAAUACCUGGCAGAUGUCUGCACACCACAGAAGAGGAAAUAUUCAGAGUUCAGUUCCAACCAAGCAAGCAAAAGCCAGACGUCCAAGAGUGUUCAGAACACAGGCGAAUCCAGCAUUUAAGCUCCUGUCAACAGACUCGCUUUUGCAAGUUUGAGUGCAACAUUUUUUUUUUAAAUGAAUUGUCUAUGUAAAUGCUAAUAUAUGUAUAUGGAUUGUUGUUCAGUUUAAAGAGUUCAUUUGUAUUUGUAAAAUCCAAGCUAAAGUCUCAUAAUCGAAUUGUGAGCUUGAACAAUCAAGUUUGAUUUCAAUCACUGAUUUCACUUUAAAAUCAAUCUUUGACUUGACAAUCUUUGACUAAUACUCAGUCAGUAUUAAAGAUAUAAAAGUUAUAUUUUCAUAGAAUGUUAUUUACAUUGUGUACAAUUAUUUGAUGUAAAACUGCAAACAGUUUUACUUUUUACAAAACAAUGACUUAUGGGUUUUCACUGGUCACAUUAAAGGUGUUGUGUGUAGUAUUUAGCCCCAUCUACCGGUUAGACAUUGAAUUGCAACCAACGGCUCAGUCCACAGCUUAUCUCUCCCUUUAGAAACGCGUGAGAAGCUACAAUAGCCACCACAGGACAAGCACUUUAUCGUCUAAGGCCCUGUUCACACGUACACGGGUAUUUUCAAAACCAUACAUUUUUCUAUGACGUUUGGCCGUUCGUUCACAUGCAAAUGUAGUAUUAGGUUACUGAAACCAAACUUUUAUAAAAUAUUUUUAGAAACUUCGGUUGCAUUGUGUUAUGUAGCCUCUGCAAUGGCUUCUGAUUGGUCAACAUGGCUUUAUGGUUAGGGAUAUAUCGCCAUCUGUUGGAUUGGCAUGCUAUUGCAUCAUACUGGGUUUUUGCUUGUUUGUGUGAGAUUUUUUAACGAAUGAGGAGCAGUUUGUCCGUUUACGGCUACUGUAGGAACAUGACGGCGCAAAAUGUCGAAUUGCAUGUAAGGGGACCCUCUGUGUAUGUAGAUAAAAACGUCUCAUUCUAAGAUAAUAAAAAUAUAGUUCAUUUUGUAAUGUCUUAAUAUAGACCGUUUCAGCAGUAACAACAUAAACACGCGGCUUCCGUGGUCAUCACGUAACUUCCGGUAAACUCUGCGAAGAAUAAAUAACGACAAAGUCCUUUUAAAGUAGUUUAUUUAAAAAGCAAAAUAAACAACAUGUAGAUUACAUAGGAACCUAAAGCAUUUGUUAUUUUCGACGAGGUAUAUGUUUAAAGGGGAUUGCACACCGGCUGCGCAGGUCUAGGACAACUUGGAGGUAUUGUAAACCGGAAGUGCACAUUAAAUAGCGCGAGCUUCGUCAGAUAGCGUCUACUUCAAAAUGCAAAGUAUAUGUUAGCAGCCAAUGUUAAUCGUUAAUGAUUUGGGACAAAUAUGAUGUUAUUUAAUGUUAAACUAUGUGAGUGGCGCUGUGUGGCGUGACAGGGAUUUGAGCAACUUCCUGAGUCACAGCUGGGCGGCGCAGACAGGCGCAACCUGGCGGCGCUGGUGUGCAUAUACUCAUAGAAAACAAUGUGUUCGAUUUUUUUAGAACGGUGCGGCACUGAGCUGCGCGGCCAGUGUGCGAUCCCCUUAAGAGUUCAGUUUACAGCAACUAGUCAGACCAUUAAACAAACAGAAACCGGAAGUAAAGUUCGGACCAGAAACGGUCUAUACCACUGAUAAUAAUAUAGUUAAUCCCAUUGACUUCCAUAGUAGGAAAAAAUAAUACAAUGGAAGUAAAUGGGGUCUCUGAUCAGUUUGGCUACAAACAUUCCUUAAAAUACCUCCCUUCGUGAAAAAAUGUAUACAGGUUUGUAACAACAUGAAAGUACGUAAAUGAUGACAGAAAUUUCAUUUUUGGGUGAACUUUCCCUUUGAAAGUUACACAAUGCACCUUUUAAAGAAAGAGCAUUUGUCAUUUCAAAAUCAUUAAAACUGUACAUACAUUUUUUGCCAAAGAUCUUAAAACAUCAUGUUUUUAAUUUAUUUUAUAUUUAUGUGCAUUGUUUAUUUAAAAAAAAUCUCUGUCCCCAAUACUGUUGUAACACCAAGCACUUUAGUGAACAGUUGCAUUUUUCCAACAAAAGCAAACAAAAGUCAUAUACAUCUUGGAUGGUGAGAGAACUAGAGAAUUAUUCCUUUAAUGUAUCAACAUUGACAAAGCAUAGUUUAAAAAAGUUUCAUGAUUCCCAUAAAGCAGGCAGCGCAGCCAAUCGAUCUUCCCUUCCUAUCAACAUGACCUAUUUAUUUCCGUUUUGUGUUGGUUAAAUUUCAGUGCAGCGCGCUAUGGGAUUUUAAUCCUGACCCACCUCUUUCCCCAGCACCACCUGCCUAGAUCUGCUUCGAGGGUUCUCCCUAUCUGUAAUUAUGUGCAUGAUUCAGCAAAACGUUUCACUCAUGCCAGCAGCAGCGUAGCAGAUCUAAACCACCAAGAUAAAGCGUAUUUACAUAUAAAAAUACCACAUAAAAAUGCUAAUGUGUCAUGAUUUAAAUAUUUUUACUCUUCUGUCAGUGCAGUUGCAAAACAGAGUUUGACUGAUAUGUAUACAGAUGUGGCCAUUAAGAAUGCAUGUUUUUCUAGCGGCAUCCAACGAAAUUCUUCUUGCUGACAUAUCAGGUCAUCAUUGAAAGAAAAAAUACACAAUAAUAUAAGCUAUCAAUUUAAAUUGUAAUAGACACAAACAUUAAAUAUCGUAGUACAGACAGCUCGCACGAUUCAUCUCCCUGUGACAGGCAUUUUUAAUGGCCACAUCUGUAUAUAGAUAACAAUUAGACUAAAACUGUUGAUUUAUCACAUUAAAACUGUUGUACAGUUAUAGUGUUAAUUCAGUAAAAAAAAAUGGGAUAAGAUAAAACGGCAUAAUGACUGUUUAUGGCCAUCAUCUACGCCAAAUAUAUUAGCAUAGAUGAUAAAAUAGGCUAUAACGAUUUUCUUUUGGGUCACAUUUAAGUGUUCAUAUAAGUGUGUGUUUAUUUGUUUUUCAAGAAUAAUCUGUUGUAAUAUUAACAGGAGGAUCUGAAAAGUCAUUGUGCAUGGUUUUGAUUUAUGGGGAACUGAUAUAAAGUAUGAUUUUUUUAUUAAUGAAAUGAAAUGUUGAAUGCGCUGUUUGUUGCAUUUUUAUAAGUUAAAUAAGUGAUUUUAUAUGCUUUUAAGCAGGAUGAUGAUCUCUGGCCAUCAUUUUGCACAUACGGUUAAAACUUGACUCUUUGCAGUACAUGCCUUUUACUGUUUAAUGUUAUUUUGCUGUUGUUCUGUUGUUUAAUAUAAGAUGUUUGUGUAUUAAAUUUUUUAUUUCAAAUCUC
This is a messenger RNA of Misgurnus anguillicaudatus (oriental weatherfish), 7920 nucleotides long. Lineage: Eukaryota; Metazoa; Chordata; Actinopteri; Cypriniformes; Cobitidae. The record is from RefSeq and is a predicted model, not a curated record.